UAUUCCUGAAUAAUAGAGAAGUAUUAAAAAACAUUAAACAAGGAAAUUCAAAUGGAAAAGCAUAAAAUUAAAUGUGCAGAUUUAAAGAAAUGUGGAGAAAUUACUACUCAGUUGACAAUUGGCCCAAAAGAAUUUUUCUUAAAUUGUAGCUUUUGCGACUACACUUUUCUUCARUUAGGAGAUUUCAUUCAACACAUUUGUGAGGAUCAUAUGUGUAAUUUUAUGAACCCUAAAGUUGAAGAUGAAGAUAAUCAUUCCUUGCAAUUACAGGAAGAURYGGACGAUGGUGAUGCACAGWUCUCGWCGGCARRUUCGAAUGAGGACAGCUAUGACAGUAAAACGAAUUUACAAGACUUUGAAAAAGUUGAAAUAGAGUUGGACGAUAACCAGGUGAAAAAAUCUAUGGAUUUUAAAGAGUUGAACAUAACGGAUGGAUACGCCAGCGAAGAAGCUGAAGAUAGUUUUAGCGAAAGUGAAACAGAAAAAAAUUAUAUUGACAACGAAGUUGAUGUAGAGAACUCUGAAAUUGCGGCUCAUUUAAAGGAAAAUAAUACAAGCGAAAAAAAUAUUUAUAAAGGAUGUAAUACAGAAAAUUCUGAAAUUGCUGCUUAUAUAGAGGAACUUGGUUUAAAUGGAUCGUUUAAUAAAAAUAAGAUGCUCGCAAUAUUUAAAGGGUAUGAAAAGCGGCCUUUUCUGUGGGAUAACGAUUUGCAAUUACCCAGAGAUAAUAAGAAAAGAGAGAAGGAAAUUAAAAAUAUUGCUGAAGAAGUGGGUAUUCCAAGCGAAUGGGAGUCAGUUCGUAAAAUAAUUGGAAAAUUAAGCAGUAGGCUUCGGACUGAAUUGGUACGGAAAAAAGUUUAUCUUUCUAAAGGCAAAAUAUAUACACCUCUUUGGUAUAACGAUCUUACUAUGUUUUUAAAGCCAAAACGAAAAAAAAUUGAGGUAAAACCAAAACCGUUACUGAGGAAAUUCACAACUCCAGAAACCAUUUUAAAUGAUAAACAAACUAUAGUUUUAGCUAAAAUUUAUAACAGUCUGCCCACUCUUUGGGAUGAAACAGAAAUUACAUACAGAUUUAGCAAUAGAAGGCGAGAAGCUUUACAAAUGCUACUCAAAGAUUUUAAUAAGCAAACUGGAUUAAACCUCACAAAAUAUGAUAUGGAAUGCGAAAUUUCAAGACUUCGAAAACUUUCUUCUAAUGAGAAAAGAGAAAAAUUUGUGUGUAAACGACAAAAUAAGAUUUAUAAGCCAUCGUGCACAUUUUACAGCCACAUCGCAUUUCUUGAGACUGACGUUUCGCCUUACGAAUGUCCAAUAUGUGAGAAGUUAUUAAGUGGCACACAACAAUACAAGGUGCAUUUGGCAUCACAUGAUGGUUCGUUGCCAUUUAAGUGUCACAUUUGUGGUCAUGGUUUUAAGUUGGUGACCAAUUUAACGGUACAUUUACGUAGGCAUGCUCAAGACUACUUGUAUAAGUGUGAAGUGUGCGACAAACCCUGUGCAACAACAACUGAAUUGAGGACUCACAUGCGAUGUCAUACUGGGGAAAAACCAUAUGUUUGUGAAAUUUGUGGCAAAAAAUAUCGAUCAUUAGCUGAAUUGAGGCCGCAUAAAUUACGCCACGAUAAAAAACCUCUGUAUCAAUGUGAAAUUUGUAAUAAAACAUUCUAUAUGAGAUCUUUGUUGACAGAACACAUGCAUGUGCAUUCCGAAGUGCGAGACAAAUUAUGCAGUAUAUGUAAAAAAGGAUUUACCAGUAAUAAACAUCUACGUCAACACAUGCUCAUCCAUUCUUCCGAAAAGAAAUAUGCAUGUAAAAUAUGUGGUAAACGUUUUGCACAGURUGCUGGACUUAGUGGCCAUGUGAAGUCACAUGGUACGACAUUAAUUGAGAUUAGUUCAAAAAGCGUUGAUUUAGUACAAGAAGAUCAGGAAUAAAUACUUAUUAAUAAAUAAAUUUAUCAUAGAGUCUAGUAUUAAUGUAUAUUUUUUUGCCUCUAUGUUUGUCGAAGAAUUAGAUUUUACUUGUAUUUGUGCAUCAUAUAUCGUGAUAAUAAGCAGUAAAAAUUUUGUUUGAAUAAAUUUAGUAAAUAAUA
Bactrocera latifrons is the source of this 2096-nucleotide messenger RNA. Its product is annotated as zinc finger protein 214-like. NCBI's taxonomy places the organism in Eukaryota, Metazoa, Arthropoda, Insecta, Diptera, Tephritidae. Gene Ontology annotation, molecular function: DNA-binding transcription factor activity; RNA polymerase II cis-regulatory region sequence-specific DNA binding. The transcript is spliced from 7 exons. The coding region runs from base 52 to 1938 and encodes 628 amino acids. The record is from RefSeq and is a predicted model, not a curated record. Gene Ontology annotation, biological process: regulation of transcription by RNA polymerase II.